AUGGAUACCUCCGGACUGUCGCCGUUGGCCGACCUGGACUCCAGCUCCGGUGGAUCGGAUGGUGUCGGAAGCUUCGGCCACGGUCAGCCAAUCUACAUGAACCAAAGUGUGUACCGCGAGAAUCCCAGCUCCAUCAAGACACUGUUCUUCUCGGACAAGCUGCAAGAGUUCAGCGACAAAGAGUACCACCAUCAGCCGCACCAGCACCAGCAGCAGGAGCGGAAGUACCACGAGCCCAGCCAGUAUCACCCGCUGAAGUCGGGACACCCGGGCCAGACGGACGUUAUCUACUAUGCGAAUAAACCCAUCAGUGAAGUCAACGGUGGACUGGUUAGUAGCGGUAGUAGCACCAACAGUAGUGCCACUUCCGUCCACAGUGGCACCGGCGGUGGAAUGCUCUCGGCGGCGCCGGGUUCCGGCGUUCCGGUGUGCGCUACCGGGACCGUGUUGAUGGCGCGUGACAACAACAACAGCUCCUACCUGCAAUCGCUUCAACCGCCGGUGCAACCUCCGGCCUCGGUAUCGGCCGCCGUAGCAGCAGUGCCUCAGCUCAGCUCACACGUCCCCGCGCACGUCGGCGGCCCGCUGACCGACAUGGAGCGCAAGUGUUUCAGCUUCAGCCCGGACCAGAUCCAGUGUAUGUGCGAGGCACUGCAGCAGGAGGGUGACCUGGAGAAGCUGGCCACCUUCCUGUGGAGCCUGUCGCCGAGCGAUCUGAUCAGUGGCAACGAGAGCCUGCUGCGGGCCCGGGCCCUGGUCGCGUACCACCGGGGGCUCUACCAUGAGCUGUACGCGGUGCUUGAGUCGCACUUCUUCUCGCCCAAGUACCACCCGGACCUGCAGACGCUCUGGUUCAAGGCGCACUACCGCGAGGCGGAAAAGGUGCGCGGCCGGCCGCUCGGCGCGGUCGACAAGUAUCGGUUGCGCAAGAAGUACCCGCUGCCGAAGACGAUCUGGGACGGCGAGGAGACGGUGUACUGUUUCAAGGAGAAGAGCCGCAACGCGCUCAAGGACUGCUACACCCGGAACCGCUACCCGACGCCGGACGAGAAGAAGACGCUGGCGAAGAAGACGGGCCUCACGCUCACCCAAGUGUCGAACUGGUUCAAGAACCGUCGGCAGCGCGACCGGACACCGCAGAGCGGCCGACCCGAUCUCAUGAUGUCGGUGCUCCCCGUCGGACCGGACCAGAUGGACGGUGGCUACCAGCGGCUGUUUAAUGUGGCCAAUUACGGACCCGCGCACGGUUAUCACGCAAAUGAUAUGUACGCGGUGCAGUAGGAGGGCCCUCGACGGGGGUCGGAGCGGCAACGGCCGGAGGCGUUCGCGUGGCCAAAGGAUAGCGCCCCCUGUACCCCGGGGUCGGGAUGGGAUCACUUU
This is a messenger RNA of Anopheles cruzii, 1380 nucleotides long. It is a transcript of the gene Six4, whose product is annotated as homeobox protein SIX4. Gene Ontology annotation, molecular function: DNA-binding transcription factor activity, RNA polymerase II-specific; RNA polymerase II cis-regulatory region sequence-specific DNA binding. Gene Ontology annotation, cellular component: nucleus; transcription regulator complex. The coding region runs from base 1 to 1281 and encodes 426 amino acids. Gene Ontology annotation, biological process: regulation of transcription by RNA polymerase II. The transcript is spliced from 4 exons. NCBI's taxonomy places the organism in Eukaryota, Metazoa, Arthropoda, Insecta, Diptera, Culicidae. The record is from RefSeq and is a predicted model, not a curated record.